AUUUGCGUCUGUUCUUCGAAAAUGUCUUCUAUUUUUCUUCGAGUUGCUGUUGGCGUGACAGCGGGAACUUUGUUUUGUUUGAAGGCAGUACCACAUGUUUUUCCACAUGAGUACGUUAAAAGAGUGAUGGAACUGAAAGUUGGCAGUACCGAGGUAGAAGUCCCUGCAAGAUGUAAGGAGCAACUCGCAAGAAUAGCUCCUAAACUUGGAAUUAACGAUAAUCAAGAGAAAAUCGCCUUCUUCGUCUGCAAAUCUCUCUUUCCCAUGUCAGCUGGAGCCACGUGGCUUCCAAAUGGCGCCGUCAUAGGAGUUCCUUUGACUUUCUUUUUCAAACAAGAGGAAGACAUUGCAAGAUUCCAGCAAGUCCGACAUAAAGACGGAGAAGUCCCUUUCUACUUACGAGGCAAGAUAGGCAGUAAAUUCAAAGACACACUACUUUUGUCGGAUGAUAGUAUAGCAUUCCUUAUAGGCCAUGAACUGAGUCACAUCAAGAGGAUUGAUUUGGCCUCUCAAGUCUUUUUAGCACCUUCAUGGCUGUAUAUAACAUUUGAAGUAGCAAGCAGAACUAGAAGACUGGUACCUAAAGCUCCAGUCAUUGUGGAUGGCAUUUUAAAAGUCGGGUUUUGUUUGACCAGUUAUUUUUGUUACUGGAGAGCACAGCGUUAUCUUAACCAUUAUCAAGAAUUCAAAGCAGACGAAAUGUCUGCGAGAAUUGACCCAGACAUGGCUGUCGGUGGUGUGGAUUGGAUGUUGAAGACAAUGAGGUUUAACUCUUUUAUGAGAUACAUACAUGAGAGAGGUACUUCUAGAGUGCAAUCAUCAGGCCAAGGCUACACUCAUCCAAAGCUAUUGGACAGACUGAGGAAACUGGAAGUGAUAGUAGACAAAACAAUGAAAGGAAAUAGAGUCCUUCAUGAUGGGGAAACUGCAAUGUCAUAGUGGCUGGACUCAUGAAUUGUCCUUUCCAGCAGUCUUCCAUGAAUAACCAUCCUUGAAUUCUUUUUUCCUUCGAUAGAUUGAUUUUUUUCAAUAGCUUGUGAGUCAACAUCUUUAUCUUGGAAAGGGCGGCAAUAGUCAACAAUACAUUUUUCUUCUGCCAAAAAUAACUUAUUUAAUAGCAGAAAAAAGAGAUUAUCUUGAUUGAGAAAUCUAAUUUUCAUCCAGUGCAAUAUGGUGGUUUUCCAUGUUGUACUAGUUAAGGUGUGCAAGAGCAUCAGUUAAAUAUCCUCAGUUGAAAGGUUUUUUCAAAUGUCUCUUACAUUCAGAAGAAGAAUAGUACAUUUGCUAAACAAUUUUGCCUAUAAAAUUUUGACUUCUCCAGUUUAAUAGUUUUGUGCAAAUAAAGGUAUUGUGUUUGCUUGAUGGGCGUGAAAUAAAAUUCUGAUAAAAUUCUGUUA
Molecule: messenger RNA, 1397 nt
Organism: Orbicella faveolata
Lineage: Eukaryota; Metazoa; Cnidaria; Anthozoa; Scleractinia; Merulinidae
Product: transmembrane protein 177-like
Biological process (GO): proteolysis
Cellular component (GO): membrane
Molecular function (GO): metalloendopeptidase activity
Source: RefSeq, a predicted model, not a curated record